This is a messenger RNA of Rhododendron vialii, 987 nucleotides long. RefSeq lists its product as uncharacterized. NCBI's taxonomy places the organism in Eukaryota, Viridiplantae, Streptophyta, Magnoliopsida, Ericales, Ericaceae. The transcript is spliced from 3 exons. The coding region runs from base 1 to 987 and encodes 328 amino acids. The record is from RefSeq and is a predicted model, not a curated record.
AUGGGGCCACAUGCAUUUCAACAUUUGUGUGACCUUCUUGAGCGAUUUGGUGGGCUGGAACCUACAAAGCAUGUGACUAUUGAGGAACAAGUCGCAAAGGGUCUUUACUUGUUAUCACACAGUGCAACAAAUAGUGAAGUUUCUUUUAUCUUCCGGCGCUCUGGUGAAACAAUAAGUCGCCAUUUUCAUAGAUUCUUAAGAGCUGUGAUAUCAAUGGAAGAAUACUUUCUUAAGCAACCUGAUGGCUCACAAGUUCCUUUGGAAAUAUCAAGUAGUAACCGGUUCUACCCAUAUUUUAAGGAUUGUGUUGGGGCACUUGAUGGAACACAUGUUGGUGUCAAAGUCUCUAACAAGGAUGCGCCAAGAUAUCGCGGUAGAAAAGGUUACCCGACACUAAAUGUUCUAGCUGCUUGUACAUUUGACUUGAGGUUCACUUAUGUCCUACCUGAAUGGGAGGGGACUGCAUCUGAUUCAAGGAUAAUAAAAAAUGCACUUACAAGAGAAGAUAAGCUCAGAAUUCCCAAGGGCAAAUACUAUCUUGUUGAUGCUGGAUACAUGUUAAGGAGCGGGCUUAUUGCUCCUUAUAGAGGUGUGCAUUAUCACUUGAAAGAGUACUCCAAAUGUCCACCAAAAAAUGCUCGUGAAUUGUUUAACCUUCGACAUGCUUCUUUACGCAAUGCAAUUGAGAGAGCAUUUGGUGUGGUGAAGAAGCGGUUCCCUAUUAUAGGAAACGCUCAACCUAAUUACUCCGUUGACACACAAUCUGAUAUCAUUCUAGCUUGUUGCAUUAUACAUAACUUUUUGAUGGGUGUGGAUCCGGAUGAAGAACUUAUUGCUGAAGUAGAUCGAGAACUUGAAAGGCGACCUGUACCGAGAAAUGAAGAGCAAGCACCAAUGGAUAAUGAUGAAGACGCAAAACGAGUUGAACUCAUAAGGAAUAUGAUUGCAGCUAACAUGUGGUCUGACUAUGUAACCAAUGGAGAUUGA